AUGGCAAAAAGAGCAUUAGUUUGUGGUGCUGGUGGCUUCAUUGGCAACCACUUAGUGAAAAAAUUAAAAAAAGAAGGUUUUUGGGUUCGCGGACUAGACAUAAAAAAGCCUGAAUUUAGCAAUUCCGUAGCGGACGAAUUUAUAAUCUGUGAUUUAAGAAAUCUAAGCACUUGCCGGGAUUAUAUAAACGAACCAUUUGACGAAGUUUAUCAACUAGCGGCUGAUAUGGGAGGAGCGAGUUAUAUUUUUACCCAAGAACAUGAUGCUGAUAUUUUAUACAAUAACUCAAUAAUUAAUUUGAACGUGCUUCGCAGUUGUAAAGAAGCAGGGGCAAAGAAAAUUUUUUAUGCUUCUUCGGCUUGCGUUUAUCCUCUUUAUACAUCAAUUGAAUCCUGA
Molecule: messenger RNA, 396 nt
Organism: Entrophospora sp. SA101
Lineage: Eukaryota; Fungi; Glomeromycota; Glomeromycetes; Entrophosporales; Entrophosporaceae
Source: the annotation of a GenBank genome assembly